This is a messenger RNA of Tribolium castaneum (red flour beetle), 2536 nucleotides long. RefSeq lists its product as uncharacterized. The record is from RefSeq and is a predicted model, not a curated record. Gene Ontology annotation, cellular component: membrane. Bases 363 to 2249 code for a protein of 628 amino acids. Gene Ontology annotation, biological process: transmembrane transport. The transcript has 11 exons. Gene Ontology annotation, molecular function: ATP hydrolysis activity; ABC-type transporter activity; ATP binding. Lineage: Eukaryota; Metazoa; Arthropoda; Insecta; Coleoptera; Tenebrionidae.
AAACUAAACCCGCCAUUUGUAAUCACGUGACUUGUGAAAAAGGGUGGCCAACCUACUCUUUCAAAUUUAUGCAAACCCGACCUGAAUAAAUUAUCGGCUAAUAAAUUACGUCAUUAUUGAUCGCGGAAAAUUGAAAAUUACGUAUUUUGUGCCGAUUAAUUCGUCAAAAUGAACACUUUUUAUCCCAAAUUGAGUCACGUGAUUAAGGGUGACCAACCCUGUCAAGAUAAAGCUAAUGACAGCUUUCACAAUUAACCUAAAAUAUUUUUUAUGAAUUACAAAAAGUGGUUAUAAAUAAUCUCCAAAAUAUUUGCGUCAAAGGUGUCUCCAAUUAUAGGUGGGAUGUUAUCUUGAGUGAAAGCAUGUCCUGCACUAAAGAGGAGAUCGUCAAGUGCUGUGCCAGCGACGCCCGCGACGCCAAAUACGCCCUGAACAACAAUGACUUCGCCAAACACCGCUUCCCGAAAAAACAGGCCGUCGACGUCCGAUUCGAAAACAUCACAUAUACCACAUGGAGUUGGUCCAUGACCCGCUUUCAAAAAGAAACGAAACGCAUCCUUCAUGGCGUUUCCGGCCUUUUCAAAGCCGGAGAGAUCUCGGUGAUUAUGGGACCAUCGGGCGCUGGCAAAACGACUCUACUUAAUAUCUUAGCCGGAUUCACGACGCGUGGCAGCGCCGGAGUCGUGAAACUGAACGAUACGAUCCGUGACAAGAGCCCGCGUUUCCGGAAGUUGUCCGCGUACAUCCCCCAGGACGAGGAACUUCGCAUGGCUUUGACAGUCAAGGAGGCAAUGACCUUCGCCGCAAAUCUGAAACUAGGAUAUUCCGUUUCGAAUGAUUACAAAAAACAGCAGGUGUUGGAGCUUUUGGAAAUGCUGGGUUUGGAGAACAGCCACCACACGCUGACUUCGCGCCUCUCCGGGGGCCAGCGGAAACGCUUAGCGGUGGCUUUGGAGCUGUUGAGCAAUCCACCGAUUUUGUAUCUCGAUGAACCGACGACCGGUUUGGAUAGCUCGUCGUGCACGCAAUGUGUUUCACUUUUGAAACGGCUGGCGCAGGAAGGAAGGACCAUCAUUUGCACCAUCCACCAGCCGUCGGCGCUGCUUUUCGAAAUGUUCGACAAGCUGUACGCCCUGUCGGCGGGGCGGUGCAUCUACGACGGCAACACGAAGGACCUGGUGCCCCAUUUGUCCAGUCUGGGGCUCCAGUGCCCCCCGUACCACAACCCGGCCGAUUUCAUGAUGGAAGUCGCCAUUGGAGAAUACGGAACUGACAUGAACGUCUUAGCCGAGGCGGCGAAAGUUAAACAGUUCGAUAAGAUCGGCGAAAGUACCAAAGAAAAAGAAUCCAUGUCGUGCAGCCUAUUUGACGAAAUCAAGCCGGAAGAGAAGGCUCACGACAAGUCGCCACUACCGGCCGCUGUAGUAAUGCAGUUCUUAUUAUUAUACAAACGGAAUUUGUUGACGACGAAACGGGGUUAUAUUUACUUCAUUAAUCGGUUAUUGGCCCACGUGGCCAUUGGGUUAAUUUUCGGCUAUCUCUACAAGGACGUUGGUUUUGGGGCCAACACAAUUCUAGCCAACUACGUUUAUCUCUACGGAUCGUUACUUCUGAUUGUGUACACCGGAAAAAUGUCAGUCACAAUAUCAUUCCCCCUUGAAAUGAAAAUCUUGACGCGGGAGCACUUCAAUCGGUGGUACAAACUGACCCCCUACUUACUCUCUGUGAUAUUAAUCGAAAUCCCGUUUCAAGUGAUUUGCACUUGGACGUACAUCGCGAUCAGUUACUGGCUGACGGCACAACCCGUAGAUUUCCGUUUGUAUUUAUUCAUCCUGUUUUGCACCCUUUCCACGCUCUGCGCCCAGUCCUGGGGCUACUUCAUCGGGGCCACGACCCCCAUCAAAGUUGCAGUAUUUCUCGGCCCAGUGAUCGCCUGUCUUUUCUCCGUGUUCGGCUUCUGUAUUCGAUUUUUCGACACUCCGUACUUUUUCCGGUGGUUGUUCCACGUGAGCUACUACAGGGCGGGCUUUCAAGGGAUUGUUUACUCGAUCUAUGGCCUGAAUCGGCCCGAAUUGUACUGUCCCGAGGAGGCGAUUUACUGUCACUAUUCCGACCCCACAAACUUUUUGAAAGAGAUGGAUAUUGUCGAUGUGGACCUGGUGUCCAACAUUUCUGUGAUUGUCGUGAUCUGGUGCUUGAUGAAUGCGGCGACGUACCUCACCUUGUGGAUUAAGCUGAAUAAGCGCUAACUAAUGAAAUUUUUAUUUAUUUGAAGACCAAAGACUUGUAACGUGGAGUAAAUGUGUUCGCCACCGACGUUGGUAUUAAUUAAUUUCAAGUGUAUUAUUUUACGUUUAGAACGUGGUUUUAGUUAUUUAACUCGUUUCUGGGUUAAAAUAAGUUUCUCAACUAGUCACUUUAGAUUGUAGAUUGGUGGAAUAUUUAAAAGGAAACUUGCCAUUAGGCUUAUUUUUAUAAUGUAGAGUCGAUGUGAUAGCUUUUUGUAUUUUAAUCAAAUAAAUGACAUUUUUUCCAA